Messenger RNA from Tilletiaria anomala UBC 951, 2276 nucleotides. RefSeq lists its product as uncharacterized. The transcript is spliced from 3 exons. Gene Ontology annotation, biological process: 'de novo' pyrimidine nucleobase biosynthetic process; pyrimidine ribonucleotide biosynthetic process. NCBI's taxonomy places the organism in Eukaryota, Fungi, Basidiomycota, Exobasidiomycetes, Georgefischeriales, Tilletiariaceae. The record is from RefSeq and is a predicted model, not a curated record. Gene Ontology annotation, cellular component: cytoplasm; mitochondrial inner membrane. Gene Ontology annotation, molecular function: dihydroorotate dehydrogenase activity. Bases 119 to 2230 code for a protein of 703 amino acids.
CCAGCUCCUCGACACAUGGCCUUAUAUGGUUGCGGACGUCACGCUUGCAAAGUCACGCCGUGCGAUACGGCACAUAUAGAAGGCCCGUGUAAAUAGGAGCAAGAGCCAUAGCAGCAGCAUGGCGUUUAGGAACCCUACCGUCGCUCUACGGUUUGCGCCAAGCCGAGCGCAGCCGCUGCUCGUCUUGUCAGCGCGUCAUCCACUGGGACGGGUACCGGCGAGGGUACCAACUAUCCAGCUGCAGCACUUUCCGGCGCCUUCAUCGUCACGGACACUCUUCACGAGGCGCGGAUCUCCAUCUCGGCUUCGCUCUGCUUUGACCACCACCGUGCUCGUCGUCGGCGGUGUCUUCUUCGCGGCCUACUACGUCGACUCGCGGUCAGCGAUCCACCGUUGGGUCACCAUUCCUUUUCUCAAAGCUACCACCGACCCUGAGACGGCUCAGAAGCUCGCAAUUCGCCUCUGUGCGAGCGGCAUAGCCCCAAGGGAUCUGAUUGAGGACGAUGAUGUGCUCAAGGCCGAAAUCUUUGGAAAGAAGCUUUCCAACCCUAUCGGACUCGCUGCUGGCUUUGACAAGCAAGCAGAAGCGAUCGAUGGCCUCUUGGACCUCGGCUUUGGCAUCGUGGAGAUCGGAAGCGUAACUCCAGAACCGCAGCCGGGAAAUCCACAGCCGCGCUAUUUUCGACUCGUCGCCGACAAUGCAGUUAUCAAUCGCUUUGGAUUCAACUCGGAGGGGCAUGUUGCCAUACUCGGACGGUUGAGAGACCGGAUCCGUCGCUGGCUGCUGCAUGAAUCGAAUGUAGCGGACAUGUCCAUCAGCAGCGGGAGUAGUCGACAGACAGUAGAGAAGCUGUUGGCGAGCCACCCUGACUCGGCACCUCGCCUCGUGGACGCUGCCGGCUUGCCGCGCAGUCUGCGCGAAGGGAAGCUUCUCUCCAUCAACCUUGGCAAGAACAAAAUCAGUGCUGAGCAGGACGUCUCUGAUUACGUGAAAGGCGUACAUAAACUCGGGCCAUACGCAGACAUGAUCGUCGUCAAUGUUUCGUCGCCGAACACCCCCGGGCUGAGGAGACUGCAGCGUCGCGGGGUGUUGCAGGACCUGCUCAAGCAGGUCGUCUUUGCUCGCGACGAGAUGCUUCAAAACACGGGUACCAAACUCCGAGACGGAAAGCCGGGCCUCACAACGCCAUUACUCGUUAAAAUUGCUCCAGAUCUGGACGAGGUGCAGCUACAAGAUGUCGCAGACGCAGUGAUGGAAAGCGGCGUGGAUGGCAUCAUCGUGUCGAACACUACGAUCCAGCGGCCAACAUCGCUCAUUUCGACGAAUCAUAUUCAUGAGGCCGGCGGGCUGUCCGGGCCGCCACUCAAGCCUCUAUCUCUCAAGGCGCUGACGGCCAUCCGCGAACGCGUUGGCUCUGAGCUGACAAUUAUCGGCUGCGGCGGCAUCUACACUGCACAGGAUGCGCUGGACUUUGCGAAAGCGGGUGCGAACGCUGUACAGCUGUACACGAGCUUUGGCUACGAAGGUGUCGGACACCCACGCAGGCUCAAGGACGAGCUGACCGCGCUGCUGAAGCAGGAAGGCAUGACGUGGAUGCAGGUCGUUGGCUCCGGCAUUGAUCUGAGCAACUUGGAGGAAACAAAGGGCAAGAACUACACGGAGUUGAAGGACCUGUACAGGCGCAACGUUGCCAGCAUCAAGUCCCAGAUGGAGGAUCUACGGCUGCAGCUGGGCGGAUCCGCCAAGACGAACAUCACCGCGCUGCCAUACUUUCAGCCCGACCCUGCGGACACGGAUUACGUGACCCUGCUCGAGCGCGUGCACGAAGUGCUCGGCUCUGAACCCGGCUGGGUCCAGGAUGACGCCCUGGGACGCGGAAGACGCAUGACGGCCGGCGAGGAGAUCGACGCCAUGCUCGACGAUGCGCUGCGGGAUCCAAAGAUGUCUGCCCACGCUGCCGUCUUGCCAUCAGGCGUCGUCGGUGAAGGCGAGGAAGCCAUCAGCGCAGCGCCCGAAUAUACUGGAAAAGGUUCGCUUGAGGCGAAGGUGACCACCAGAGUCGGGGUCAAGGAAAUGGCAACGAGCGCGUGGGAGUCGCUAGUCUCUUCGGCAUCGGGAUCCGGCGCCACUGCUGCCGCCCCCUCCGACGAGAGCAGGCGCACGUUGCUCGUUGGCAUGGAUGGCACCAGACCAGACUUUAAAGCGGCGGACAAGCUGCGUGUCGUGUAGGCAGAGCAGGAUGCUAAAUGAAAAUAUAUUUCACAUACGAUAGGAC